Molecule: messenger RNA, 710 nt
Organism: Loa loa (African eye worm)
Lineage: Eukaryota; Metazoa; Nematoda; Chromadorea; Rhabditida; Onchocercidae
Exons: 3
Coding region: 45-710 (221 amino acids)
Source: RefSeq, a predicted model, not a curated record
CUAAUUCGAAAUGAGCAUGGCGCUUAAUACAAAAUCGAUCGAAAAUGCUACCUAGAUUCAUACAAGAAUAUGAACGUAAGGAAGAAACAUACAAAAUCAGAUGGAAGAGAUAUAAAAGACCGGUAAGGACCACCAUCUCAGCCCUGAAAUUUAUCAAACGAACGACAAAGGAAAAGAUAGUACGGUUACAACCGAUGACUAUCGAAGGAAAACGACGAACAUCGGAACGUUUUAAAUUAGCUGAAUGGACAUGUGAUCAUCGAAAUUCUCAUACGAAACGUUAUAUCAUGCCGGAAUCGCACAUACACCCAGAAAUGAGGCACGAAUUUUGGAUACCUAAAGGACGAAUGGAACUGAAUUGCACAGGCUGCAAGCGUUGGACAGCCAAACCAUUCAAAUUAUCAGCCAUGCCAAAUCUUCAGAAACACGAGUUAAACAAUCAAGAAUCCUCACACAAGCGGAUUAGCUUACCUUUACUCUCUCUCCUUCAAACGGGAAUGGAGCAGCCAAAAGACAAGUUGUCCUAUUCACGUUUCACAAAGAAAGCGGUCCAUCUGGAAGUAAUAGAGAAUUUGUCAGCUGAAAGUUUUUCACAUGCUUUAAAGAGGUUCAUAUUACGACUGGUUAUCCAGAUAAGUUUUGAGCAGCAAUGCAAGCCAAUCCCCACUAGUUUUCAAAGCCGUGAAGAAGUAACACACCAAACUAAAUGA